GUGGCACACUCAGCUGCCAAACAAUUCUGAUUCAUUCAGAAAAUAAAGCAAACAAAACUUAAAUAUCAAAAUCUGGAGGCACUUGAAGGCUACAUCGAAGAGUGCUACGACCGUCUCGUCAUGGGGAAGCCAUCUAAGACGCCAACGUCUAAAAGAAGCCGCCCGGAGGACUCACCUGGCCAUGUGUCACCACCCGGUACAAACUUCACCGACAUCCUGGAUUCCAUCGACAAGAGGCUGACUUGUUUGGAUGGCCGCCUCGCACUUGUUGAGGUGCUCCACAAGGAAUUCCAAGCCAUCCGUGAGAGUUUGGAAUUCGGACAACAGCAGGUCAUGUCUCUCGCCAAGGAGAACGCCGCUCUUCGUGAGACUGUAAAAUCCCUCACCGACGGAGUGACGCAACUCACCCGGGACAACAGGAGCAUGAAGGAGACGAUGCUGGACCUCCAGGCGAGAAGCAUGAGGGACAAUCUGGUCUUCGCGGGGAUACCGGAAAAGACAGAGGAAGAUCCAGAGGAAACCAUCAAGUCCUUCAUGGAACAUCAGCUCAAGCUUCCAGCAGACACCAUCAGGAACAUCACCUUCCAUCGCGUCCACCGGCUUGGAGCCAAAAAGCCGGAGAACAGGAGGCCGAGACCCAUCAUAGCCAAAUUCGAACACUUCAAGCAGAAGGAGCGAGUGAGGAACCAGGGUAGAGAGCUGAAAGGAUCCAACUUCAGCAUCAACGACCAGUUUCCAAAGGAAAUUCUCGACCGGCGACGCCAUCUGUUUCCGCUUCGCAAGAAGUUUAUCACCGAAGGAUGCCGUGCAGUCAUCGCGGUGGAUAAACUUUUCAUCAACGGCCAACUUUACCGUGAUCCGGAAGCCACGCCGUGGCUGUAUUAUUAGCGUCUGAAACACGAUGCCCUCAUGAGGACACCAUGUCUCUGGAGGAUGAACGUGUGUCAAAACCACAGCUGCAGCAGGGCUCACCCGGCCAGGUCUUCCCACGGGAAGCUCGUACAUCAGUGUUAUAUGCCAGCGUGACCCAGCUGUGGACGAGUGUAAAGUGACGGUCCCUGUGGAGGUAUAGCUGAAUACUUGGGGAUGAGCCCCUAUUGGACAAGGAAGAUCUCCAUCAGCCACGAAUGACCACACACUUCUUGAGUCUUUGGUCCCUCGAGUGUUCAAUUGAACUGUAAUGAUGCAACUCUCUUCCUUGAUCCAUUUUCUAGACCAAUUAUGUUGUCAGGGCCACAGCCGGCAGUCCAUUCCAACUGACUUGGAGACCCAACAAAGUGCACUAUUUGGUUGAGAUCCUUCAGAGGUGCAAUUGAUUCAGGCCUU
This is a messenger RNA of Entelurus aequoreus (snake pipefish), 1326 nucleotides long. RefSeq lists its product as uncharacterized. The record is from RefSeq and is a predicted model, not a curated record. The transcript is spliced from 2 exons. NCBI's taxonomy places the organism in Eukaryota, Metazoa, Chordata, Actinopteri, Syngnathiformes, Syngnathidae. The coding region runs from base 121 to 888 and encodes 255 amino acids.